Molecule: messenger RNA, 1339 nt
Organism: Rhododendron vialii
Lineage: Eukaryota; Viridiplantae; Streptophyta; Magnoliopsida; Ericales; Ericaceae
Exons: 6
Coding region: 184-1140 (318 amino acids)
Biological process (GO): DNA damage tolerance; double-strand break repair via homologous recombination
Cellular component (GO): nucleus; Smc5-Smc6 complex
Molecular function (GO): ubiquitin-protein transferase activity
Source: RefSeq, a predicted model, not a curated record
CCCGCCAUCAGAUUUUGCCCGGGAAAAACUCUUACCCAGUCCCAUCAAUGAUUCAAUCACACGUCAACGCCUCCUUCCAAUCGUUUUCCUAGGGUUUUUCCUGAUCGGAAGCCUGAUUUUUUCAACCCCUUUUCUUUCUCCAAUUAGGGUUCCUGCGAAACCUAAAAUCCUGGUUUUUAUACAAUGCCGUCGCUGUGCUGGAAACACCACACUCUUAUUCAAGCCCUGAUGUCGCGUGGGCCGCUCAACGAGCAGGAUUUCCACUCCAUAUUUACCGGCGUUACCGGCAAAAACCCAGGUACUCAUCAACAGCUAUUCAAUGAUUAUCUUCUAAAGAUAAACAAGGAACUUUCCUUUGUUCAAAUGGAGUUGCGGGCUUGCAGAAACCAAUACAAUGGCAGUGUCUUCUAUGGUGUGGUGAAUAACGUGGCAGAUGAGCAGUCCAAGCUUGGAACAAGAUAUGCCGUUCCCCAGAUUGCCUUUUACAAGGGGAUUAUAGAAGCCAUUGCACAUGAUGCCCUAUCUAACGGUUGCAUAUCCAAUAUUGAUGCUCUCAACAUACGUUUGGAAAAUCAGGUUCCAACUGGAGCAGGGUCCCAAUCUCAGGCUCCUUCCCACAUUCCUCCUGCAUUCAGGAACUUCUCUAUGUCUCAGAAAGAGAAGACACUUGAAGAACUUGUUCGGGACCAGUGGCUAUGUUUCACCCCAGAUGGUAACAUCGGACUUGGUCUUAGAUCCUUCCUUGAUCUCCGCAGUUGGUUCCGCGGUAAUGAUAUUCCCGCGUGUGAAGUCUGCAAUGAAGCUGGAGUUAAGGCAGAUCCGUGCCCAAAUGAAGGUUGUACCGUUCGAAUUCAUCACUACUGUCUGAAAAGGAAAUUUUCCCGGGCAAAGGGCGAAAAAGUUUGUCCAGGUUGUAGCACUCCAUGGCCACUUCCUGCUUUCAAAACAGAAGCUGUCGAGGAAGAAGAGGCAGAUGCAAACGGGAUCACCCAGAGCCAACCGUCUCUGGGACCCGUCUCUCGAAAGAGGGCUAGAACAAACAGAGGUGGUGAUUCCGGUACUGUAAAUAUUUCGUCUCAACUUCCGGUGCCUACUUCUGAUGUGAAGAGAGCAACACGAAGUUCUGCCCGGUUAAGAUAAAUGUGUCCGAGGUGUACUCAUUUUGUUGGAAUACUAGCUAAAAUCUGGUGGUUAUUUCGCUCCCAUAAAUCUGGCGUUCAUAGUACCUUGUUAUACUAGUGGAGCCAUGCUCGAGUUCCUAGCAGAAUGCUGUUAGACUGGUUUUUGGACCAUCUUUGUUCAUGGCUGUAUAAAAUUGCUGGUAUAUCUCUCUCUCUCU